Molecule: messenger RNA, 186 nt
Organism: Anoplophora glabripennis (Asian longhorned beetle)
Lineage: Eukaryota; Metazoa; Arthropoda; Insecta; Coleoptera; Cerambycidae
Product: voltage-dependent calcium channel type A subunit alpha-1-like
Exons: 1
Coding region: 1-186 (61 amino acids)
Source: RefSeq, a predicted model, not a curated record
AUGCUGGGCGGAGUUGCAGGCCGUCACAUGUCCAACAGACGGAGGGGCUCUUCACCGGCCAUCAGGGCGGGAGAAGAGGGCUUCUCCCCGGCUAGAUACGCGCGAAGGAGGAGAGCAGUCACCACAUCCGACCAUAAAUCAUGUGCCCUUAUACAAACUAGGCUUAAGCUGGGUGACAUUAUGUAA